Molecule: messenger RNA, 1107 nt
Organism: Dracunculus medinensis (Guinea worm)
Lineage: Eukaryota; Metazoa; Nematoda; Chromadorea; Rhabditida; Dracunculidae
Source: the annotation of a GenBank genome assembly
AUGGCUGCAAAGAGGAAACAUUAUGUAUCGUUAGGUUUGGCAUCAUUAUACGAUGAUUUAGAUUCUACGUCAAACGAUGCGGAAAGCAGUAAUAAUGUAACAAAACUUGCUGACAAUGAUAAUAAUGAUAAUGAUGACGAUAAAGUUUUAUCAGCUAAGAAAUUGAAGGAAGAUAUGAAAAGCGAUAUGGCUGAACGAUUUAACGCAUCGAAUUUGGGUGCUGCCUGCAGCAAAAUGUUGUUAAGCGUAUGUGGAUGGCGAAAAGGUGAGCGUGAAGAAAUGCAGGAUGCGCAUUCACUGCACGAUCAUUUCGAUGUUGCAGUUAACGAUGUGAAAAGAUGUGCGUUCUACGCAAUUUUCGAUGGGCAUGCAGGCCGUAAUGCCGCUGAUUAUGCAGCAAAAUAUCUUCCUGAGAAACUUAGACGAAAACUCUCCAAUUGUUUCGAUUUGGUUUCAAUUGAAAAAUCCAUGAAAAAAAUUUUUAUCGAAACUUAUAAACAAAUUGACGAACAAUUUCUCAUUGAAGCUAGGAAAAUAAGACCUUCAUGGAAAGAUGGUACAACGGCAACUACAAUAAUCAUUAUCAAUGAUACAGUUUAUUGCGCGAAUAUAGGUGAUUCGAAGGCCGUUGUUUGUCGCAGUAAAUCUCCAGGUACAUUUUUACCCUUACAGUUAACCGUUGAUCACUCGCCUAUACAUUUUGAAGAACGUAUGCGAAUUCAAAAAGCAGGAGGCAAUGUCAAGGAUGGCCGUGUGAUGGGUAUAUUGGAAGUUUCAAGAUCGAUAGGUGAUGGUCAGUUUAAAGCCUACGGUGUAAUUUGUACGCCUGAUGUGAAAAAAUUCUCCAUAACUCUCGAUGAUCGGUUUAUUAUCAUGGCAUGUGAUGGCUUGUGGAAAUCAUUCAGCAGUCAAGAAGCGGUUGAAUUCGUUAUUAAAAAAGUUGAAGAAUUAAAGGUUGUAUCAAAACCAGCCGAUAAGGACAGUUUGGAUGACCCACGAUAUUCUUUAUGGGAGAAAGUUGCUGAUCAGUUAGCUGCAGAAUCGGUAAAACGAGGAUGUGGUGAUAAUGUUUCAGUGAUUAUAAUUCUUCUCAGUGAAAUGCUUUAG